Molecule: messenger RNA, 546 nt
Organism: Sodiomyces alkalinus F11
Lineage: Eukaryota; Fungi; Ascomycota; Sordariomycetes; Glomerellales; Plectosphaerellaceae
Exons: 1
Coding region: 127-504 (125 amino acids)
Source: RefSeq, a predicted model, not a curated record
CAACUCACUCAAAUUACUCCCUAACCCAUUGACUCCCCACUUUGCUUCGUACCUCGUAGCAGCCGCAUCGCAUGGCUUCGUGAACAAAGUUUUCAAAAGGGAACGAGUUGGAGAGCCGACAGUUAGAUGCCUUUCUGUAGUCAUCUCCGUUACCGGCGGGCAUCGAGUUCUCAGUGCCUGUGCUGUGUCUCUCUCUGUGUGUCUACCUCGACCCUUCUUCCUAUUCAUCUGGCUGCAUCGUCAAGCCCUCAGAAGAAAACGAGUCAAGCAACGUUGUUGCACAGGGAGCGGUGUGCAUUUAUUAUGAGGUCAACCCAGUCACGAGUCGUUCGUACUAGCAUUGCGGGUUGGCUGGUUCGGGGGAGAGGAGGUGGUGCGGCUGUCCACUGCAGAUGGGGAUUCCCGCCUAUCCCGUCUGGGUCGUCUCGCGCUCCCCGCUCCACCAUUCUGGGUCGUUGUGGUUGCGGUUGCGGUUGCAUGCAGCACUAUUGGUGUAGCUUUUAGCAACCUCCUCUCUAUCCUCUGUGCGAAGAAAGCGUAUGGCGU